AUGGUUUCUAAUCAAUACCAAUUGUCAGAUGAGUCAAAAGAAAGAUUAUUAAAGGUUUUGGAUUACUCUAAAACAAUUGCUCAUUACGGCUUCAUCCCAUUUGUAUUAUACUUAGGUUGGUCAGCUACACCGAACAAGCCUUCGUUAUUCAACUUAUUAAGUCCAUUUCCAUCUUCAUAG
Molecule: messenger RNA, 180 nt
Organism: Priceomyces carsonii
Lineage: Eukaryota; Fungi; Ascomycota; Pichiomycetes; Serinales; Debaryomycetaceae
Gene: TOM7
Product: Tom7p
Exons: 1
Coding region: 1-180 (59 amino acids)
Biological process (GO): protein insertion into mitochondrial outer membrane; protein import into mitochondrial matrix
Cellular component (GO): mitochondrial outer membrane; mitochondrial outer membrane translocase complex
Source: RefSeq, a predicted model, not a curated record